Drosophila ficusphila is the source of this 5451-nucleotide messenger RNA. RefSeq names its product protein lev-9 (gene Hasp). The coding region runs from base 208 to 5220 and encodes 1670 amino acids. Lineage: Eukaryota; Metazoa; Arthropoda; Insecta; Diptera; Drosophilidae. The record is from RefSeq and is a predicted model, not a curated record. The transcript is spliced from 16 exons. Gene Ontology annotation, cellular component: extracellular region. Gene Ontology annotation, molecular function: peptidase inhibitor activity.
AGUCCGAAAGCAGCUGGCUUGGCUGCAUUUCGUUUCCUUGCCUCAAAGUGAGAAGUUUCGGGGCCCCAAAAAUUGUUGAAAAAGUUACCAAAAAAUUGGCAUUGCACCAAAAACCAAAAACUGAAAGCUAAAAUGCUAUAAAGCCAAAGCCAACACGGCUAAAAUUAAACAAAAUCAAAGGGAAAACCCAGUUAAACGAAAAUCAAAAUGAAUCGUCUGCUGCUGCAGUGUCUGGUGACCACAAUUCUGGUUUACAAAGUGACUUCGGUGCCCACCAGCACGAUGAGCACCACCAUCCAGACGACCUCGGAGAUUCCCCAGCAGGAUGACGAUGACGACGAUUGGGAGGAGGACGACGACUCCCUGGAAUCGGAUGACGAUGGUCGUGUCUACAAGAAUCCCCGCAACUCGCCUUCGACUGAGUGUCCCCGCGACGAGGAGCAGGCCACGCUGCUCGGCCAGAAAUGCCUGAGGAAGUGCUCCUCCGACGAGGACUGCAAGAGCAAGAAGAAGAAGUGCUUGUGCGACGGCGUCUGCGGCAAUUCCUGCAUCAAACCAGAUCGCGAAUGUCCGGAGCUGGCUCAACCCAGUUUGGGUCAGGUGACUGUGGCUGGUCGUCACUUUGGAGCCCGGGCUUCCUACGCCUGUCCACAUGGCUACCAUGUGGUGGGACUCCAAAGUCGUCUCUGUCAGGCGGAUGGCAAUUGGGCCGGAGCAGAGCCAGCUUGCAAGCAGAACAUUUACUGCCUGAAGCCUCCGCAAAUUGAACAUGCCCGGAAUUCUGCUCUGCCGGAACAGGAAACCUUUGAUCUGGACUCCACGGUGCAGUACCAUUGCCACACAGGCUAUGUGACCAAUGGAUUUCCAAGAGCCAAAUGCCUGGCCAUCGAUAAUUUAGCCAGUUGGUAUGGACCGGAUAUUCAGUGCGAACCUCGUUCCUGUGGCCAACCGCCGGAUCCUGCUUAUGGAUGGCAUGCCGGGGAGUGUUAUACCUACGGUUGCAAGAUCACCUACAAUUGCGGAACCGGAUACGAAUUGGUGGGCAAACACGAGCGGUAUUGCCAAUCGGAUGGAUCCUGGACGCCCAAGGAGCUGCCCACGUGUGUCUUGGUCACCUCGGUGGUGUGUCCCACUCCGGAGAACCCCAAGAACGGCAAGGCCACCUACACCACCCUGGCCUACAACUCGGUGGUCAGCUACGAGUGCCGAUAUGGUUACACCCUCGUGGGUGAAAGUUCCAGUCGCUGCGGAGCCGAUCGCAAGUGGAGCGGCACUCUGCCCACCUGCAAGGAAAUAAACUGCGGUCAUCCGGGAGUGCUCUACAAUGGGUGGAUCGAGAACAUCGAGGCGGGAACUGGACUGGGAGCCAGCAUCAUAUUCCGCUGUCAGCCGGAGAUGAUGAUCAAUGGGUUGGGAUCGAGUGUGUGCCAGAUCGACGGAAGGUGGCGAAACGCUCUGCCGGAGUGCCUGGCUCCCUGUGUGGUGCCCACCAUCUCGCAGGGAAACGUUUACCCCAUCGAAAUAACCACGGAUGAGAACGGGACGACGAUCAUUCAACCGCCAACGACGACAACUCAGUCACCGAUUCAAACGCAAAGCAUUGGAGGAGUGGAGAAGGUGAAGCACGGAACGGCACUGGAGGUCAAGUGCGACGAGAACUACGAGUUCCCCGUCUCCCUGCUCAGUCCGCCGACCUGCAACAAUGGCACCUGGAGCAUCAUACCACGAUGUGUGCCAGCCAGGUGCAAGAGUAUGCCACGCCCACCGAAGCACGGAAUGGUGAUGGCCCCCAAAACGGAGCACGGGAUGAAGGCGCGGUUCAAGUGCAAGGAUGGCUUCAAGCUGGUCAGUCCCGAGGGCAAGGACGUGACCGAUCCGCACGACUAUGUGCUCACCUGCUCCUUCGGCAACUGGACGGGUGAAACGCCCAAGUGUGACGAGGUCUUCUGCUCCUUUCCCGGUUACAUACCCAAUGGAAAGGUCCUGCUAGUGGGCAACAUGGGUCUCUACGAUUAUAGGCCUUAUGUGAAGAAGAUCGUGAACAAUAAGCAGAUUAUGUACGAUUGCGAUAAGGGUUAUGUCUUGGAGGUGGGUCCUCCUGGUGCCACUUGUGUGGGUGGUAAGUGGCGUCCAUUAGACUUGCCACAAUGUCUUCUGGGACAGCAUCCUCGACUGCGUUGGAAUAAGCGCAGACGUCGCUCCUUGGAGAUCCGCCAGUUGAGAUCGAUGUAUUUACUAAGACGCCAGAGGCAACUUCAAAGGCAACUGGUCGAGAAUCAGAAUUACAUCAAUGCAGCUUUAAAUUCCGAGCAGCCUUCGGUGCAGCGGGUAAAACGCAAUGCCAGUCCUUAUCCCACUCCGCAGCACCACCUCUCGGAGCACGACCUGGCCCACUCGAAGUUCACCGAGAAGCUGAGGGAGCGAUAUCAGCUGUAUAUGAAGAAGAUGCUGGGUUACAACAGGAUUUACCAGAAGCUCCACGGCCACGAAACAACGAACAGGGUGGGAAACAACUUAAAUGGACACGAUAAUGGACAAAUGAUGAUGCGGGGCAAGGGAAACUUCAGGGAACUGGAGAAUGGCAAUAACUACUUGGGAGGAGGAGCCUCAGGAGGAGGUGGAGUGGUGCCAUUGCCCAACAUUAACCAGGCAUCUCACAAUAAAAAGAUUCACAAGGACCACUCCGCCAAAGAGGAACUGCUAUCCAAUGGAUCUCCGCCCGUGGCCUCACGUAGCUUUCAUGUGAACUCCACUCGAUCCUACAUAGAUCAAUUGAAAUCCCAGAUAGUUCGAAGGCGGCAAAAGCGGAGUUCCAGCAUUGGACAGGCACCUCCUCCGUCGGGAGCCACGAUUCCGGAUGCGGAAGUGGACAUUAGCGAUGGCGGAGAAGCUGGAAAGGGCGGUUCUGGCAAGAGGUUACGAGGACCCUGCGAGGAUCUCGAGUGGGAUUCCUUUGCCAAUGUGACAACAGUUCGACCGGGAAAAGUUCCGGGCAGAAAUGCCGUGGGCAUCAUGUUGCAUCUGGAGUGCAAUGCAGGAUUUAAGCUAAACAUCAAAGGUGAAAAUGCCACUGCACGUUGCAUUCGAGGAAUCUGGAAGCCGGAGACGCCCAAGUGCCUUUCCGCUCCUUGUUUGGUUCCCGCCGUGGAACAUGGCCAGUACUACAAAGUGGAACCCCACACCAAACAACUCAGUGACAAGCCCUCGCUGACUCCACUCUCCACCUACGAGGAGAUCCAGUCCAACGAGUUCAUUACCCUGGAGUGCGAGGAUGGGUUCAACAUACAGGGCUCUGCUCAACUGCGUUGUGCCCAUGGAUCCUGGUCGGUGAAUGCCUUUUCCGAGUGCACAUCAGUGCCCUGCACUUUACCCAACAUUCCAGGAGUUAUCUACGAUGGAGGUUAUCGUGCAGGAUUGACCAUUGGACAUGGCAGCAGUGUCAGCGUUCGGUGUGAACUCUCCACGAAUGCCAAUCCCAUUGAGAUGUCCUGCCACAAGGGCAUCCUCACGCCACCCAGCAUUCCCUGUGAGUCCGGAUUGAGGAAAUCGCGCCAGGAACUGGAGCAUGCCACCUCCACUGCUCAUCCCAAAGUGGAGCACAACGAACUGGAUCACGACCAUGAUCACCACGACAAUAGCACCGAUGAGCACGACGACAUGAAGAUGUGUGGUCCUCCAAUGCUUACCGAUGGCGCCCUGGUCUACAAGAAUGCUGAGCAUCCCGAACUUGAUGGCGCCUACGAGAGCGGCACAGAGAUCUUCUUCAAUUGCAUUCCAAAUGCAGCUGGGGAUCGCCAGACUUGGAGGAUCAUCUGCGACAAUGGUCUUUGGAUUGGAAGAUCCUACAAUUGCGAGAAUGGUACUUGUGUGUUCAGAAACAACGAAGCUAAUGUAGUUAGUUUUUAUAAUGACCUGGAAAUCCGUGAAGACGUUGUUGACUUUCCUCCAGGAGCUACAAUUAUAUCUAGAUGUAUGGACAUUGGCAAAUUUUCAAUGACGGGCAGCCACGAAAGGACCUGCAUCCACUCAGAAUGGACCAACACCAAGCCCGUGUGCUCUGGCCUAAACCAGGAGAACGACUAUGCAAUGGAAAAGGCCCCUACUAUCCUCUUCCGCCAUCAAAAUGGUCCCAUUGCCCAGAGCAACGAUGGCAAGCUGAUCGUCUAUCCGGGAACCACUUUGCACAUGGAAUGCCUUUGGAUGCGGCGCUUUGGAAAUCCCAAGUGGAACGUCAGUCACACGCACAAGAACUACACGGAGGGCUGGGUGACCGAGGCGGACGAGGGCCGUGAUUCCACGUUGGAGUACCGGCUGAGCAUCGUGGACGCGGCCAGCGACGACAGCGGCUUCUACUCCUGCAUGACGCCGGCGCGGCACGAGCACGCCGUGGAGGUGGUGGUGAAGGCGAUCAACUGCCCGGAGAUACCGAUGCGACGCGGCCUGAUCGUGAACACCAACGACACGAAGCUGAGCACGCGGGCGCUGUUGUCCUGCGCGAACGGGAACUCGUUGAUCGGCGCCUCGGAGCUGUUCUGCCUGCCGAGUGGCAAUUGGAGCGCACCGUUGCCGGUUUGCGAGAGCGUCGAGUGCGGCGACAUCCCGCUGGGGAUGGGCAGCAAUGCGAGCUCGCCGCGCGUCUCCGUGCUGUCGCGCGAGGUGGGCGGCCGGGCGGCCUUCUCGUGCUCCUCCGGCUAUGGGUUGCGCGGCCCGUCGGAGGCGAUCUGCAAUCCGACCGGCGAGUGGUCAGCACCGCUGCCCACCUGCGUCGAGGUGCAGUGCGACAAUCCGGGGGCGCCGCAAAACGGUUACGCCCAGGGCUCGGCACCUUAUCGUGCGGGCGAUGUGGUCCAGUUCAAUUGCAACCCGGAGUACAUGAUGCAGGGCCAGCCGAUCAUUGCCUGCCAGGACAACGGGCGCUGGUCGGGCGGCCUGCCCAAGUGCGUGCAGGCCUGCUCCUAUCCGGGCACCGUCAUCAGCGGUCGGAUGUCGUCCGUUAAGUUCUACUACGCCAUCGGCGAGAGCAUCACGUUCACCUGCGAUGCCGGGUUGGAUCUGCGCGGCUCCAAGGUGCUCAAGUGCCUCAAGAACGGCAAGUGGUCGAGUGCCAUUCCCACAUGUGUGACCAACGAUGGUCCCGCCGGCGGAGGAGGAGGCGGUGGCGGCGGCGGCGGAGGUGGAUCCGUGACCUCCAACAAGCAUCUGGCCACCACCAUGGGCUAGAGCGAGUGGUCUCCCGGGGAGGACGUUGCCACAGAGUGAUACUAAUACAUAUUACCUACUAACUAAUGCACAUUCCAGGCGCACAGACACGCGUUUACCGACUAGUAACGACAUAACUGUACUUGCGAUUCAAUUGUACUUAACUGUAGCUGUAACGUAACUGUAGCCCUGUACUGUAUCGCACGGCCAUCAUUUUACUAAAUAAUAAAUGUUCGUCGAAUAACACACAUA